AUGAAUACAAGAGGGAGACCCGCAAGGAGAGUAGGAGAAGAGGAUGUGAAUGAGGAAGUUCCUCCCCAAGUUGUGCAAAAUGGUCAAGGUGUGCAAUGCAAUCAAGUUCCUAUAGGUGAGCAAGAGAAUGAGGUUCCGGUGGUUCCCCCGGAUAUGACCAAUGAAGAGAUUAGGUCGGCUUUCUUAAUCUUGGCCCGAGCCAUGGCGGCUCAAGCGACUAGAGAUAUGGGGCCUAGGGUGGGAGAGGAUCCCCAAGAAUUUUUGGAUGAAGUGUAUAAGGUAGUGAGUGUUAUGGGGGUGACUUCAAGAGAAAAGGCGGAGCUUGCCUCCUAUCAAUUGAAAGAUGUUGCCCAAAUUUGGUUCACUCAAUGGAAGGCUAAUAGGCCGGUGGGAGCGGAUCCUAUAGAAUGGGAGGAGUUUAAGGAAGCUUUCCUUGGUAGGUACUUUCCCCGUGAGAUGAGGGAGUGUAAGGUUGAGGAGUUUAUCAAUCUUCGGCAAGGUAAUAUGAGUGUGCAAGAGUAUUCCUUGAGGUUUACCCAAUUGUCUAAGUAUGCCCCAUCUUUGGUGUCAAACCCUAGGGAUGAGAUGAGUAGGUUUGUGACCGGCGUAUCCGACCUAGUCAAGGAAGAGUGCCAUACGGCAAUGCUCCAUAAUGACAUGAACAUUUCUAGGCUCAUAGUGUAUGCUCAAUCCAUUGAGGAGUCCAAACUUAAGAGGAUGAAUAGGAAUGUGAAGAGGGGUAGAUCCGAUGAGCAAAGUCAACCUAGGUUCAAGAAGAGGGCUCAAGAUCAAGAUUUUUCAAGUGCUCCUAAGGUUAACCAAGAUAAAGGUGGUGGAUCUCAAUUUUCUAAACCUACUUGCACCACUUGUGGCAAGAGGCACUAUGGGAAGUGCCUAGCCGGUACUAAUGGAUGCUAUGGUUGUGGGAAGAAUGAUCACAAGGUGAAAGAUUGUCCUACUUUUACGGCUAGAGGAAGGGAGGCAAAGCAAGCUUCUAAAGAUGGAACGGUUCCUAUUCCUCCAAAUUAUGGUCGUUUCUAUGCUCUCCAAGCUAGCAAGGACAAGGAAGCUAAUCCGAAUGAAGGCGCCGGUUCCGGCAAGUGAUCCCUCCUAGCUAGUUUGAAGUGUUGGAUUGCUUUCCUCCAAGA
Messenger RNA from Solanum stenotomum, 1148 nucleotides. RefSeq lists its product as uncharacterized. The transcript is spliced from 3 exons. Bases 1 to 1104 code for a protein of 367 amino acids. The record is from RefSeq and is a predicted model, not a curated record. Gene Ontology annotation, molecular function: nucleic acid binding; zinc ion binding. NCBI's taxonomy places the organism in Eukaryota, Viridiplantae, Streptophyta, Magnoliopsida, Solanales, Solanaceae.